AUGUGUGUGAUUUACAUAUUAUACUGGCUCUGUCUCGUCUUUAUCGUCCUAUCGACUGGCACACCAAAUAUUAUUGUGGAAGCCAUUUCAGGAGGACUUUCUGCAUCAAUUCAUUUAAGCGAAGAAACCUCAGCAAGUUUGAUAUCACGCUGGACUUUUUCAUGGGUAGGCUCUGUUAUUUGGAAAGCCUUUAGAGCUCAUCUGAGUACUUCUGACCUGCACGAGCUUAACUGGGAUGACACAGCCAGAAUUACAAGUCGGCUAUUCAGUAAAGUCACGCCUGCAACACUGAAACUUGUUUGGAGACUCUAUCACUUUACAAAACAUGACUUGUUUAAUCAGGGUGCGUGGGCAGUUCUCUUUAGCUUAACCAGCUUCUGCCCGGCGUUUCUCCUUCGAUACAUUCUUGAUUACCUUGAUUCGCCAAGCACCAUGUCCCAAAACAAUGCCUGGCUUUGUGUUGGGGGGCUUCUGGUUGCUGGAAUCGUGACGGGUAUUGCAGAUUGUCAGUGUGAAUGGCUCGGUCGCAAAAUCAGUGUAAGACUGCGGGCUAUCCUGAUCGACCAGAUAUUUUCGAAAGUACUCAAAAAAAGGAUCUCAAGGCCUACAAAAUCAUCAUCGGAGGAAGGCGAUUCUUCUGAGGACAUUCAUGCUACCGAUGGAACAAUUCUCAAUUUAAUGGCCGUAGAUGCGGCUAAUGUUUCGGUCGCAUCUCUAUCGCUGUAUAGCAUACUGGGUUCUAGUGGCAUUCUUGGCGUGAUGCUAAUGAUUGCUCUUCUGCCACUAAAUGUUUUGGUCUCAAAACGCCAGGUAGCAGCGCAAAUGAAAGUGCUGAGCGCAGCCGAUGCUCGUGUUCAAGCAAGCAACGAACUCAUUACCAACAUCCGCGUCAUCAAACUUUGCGCUUGGGAAGAGGAAUUUCGGAGAAAAAUUCGCCUGUUGCGAACGACUGAGCUCUCGGAGCUGCGGGUUCGUUUUUUCUGGUGGUCGAUAUCCAUGACUGUAUUCUAUUCCUUGCCUUUCAUCACUACAAUUCUAACGUUGUUUAUCUAUACGAUUGUCGAAAAACAAAAGUUAGAAACCAAAGUCGCCUUCCCUGCCCUAGCCAUCUUCGCAGUCUUACGCAUUCCAUUGGAUAGAAUGUCGUCCAUGAUAUCGUUCAUUCUUCAGGCACAGGUCUCCAUCGGCCGGAUUGAGAAGUUCUUGAAAGAGAAAGAGACCAGCCGAGAAGAACAGUUAAUGGGAAGUGAUGCGCGAAUGAUUGGCUUCGAUAAUGCUACCCUUGAAUGGUCAGUCCAAGACGUUGUGGGUAUCGGUGCCGGAGAAGACAUUCAACCAGCUGAAAAUCCGCCUACGCACGAAUUUCGUUUAUCAAAUCUUGAAAUAAAAUUUCACAAGAAUGGCCUCAAUCUAGUUUGCGGCCCCAGUGGAUCAGGAAAGUCGUCACUGCUGCUAGCGCUGUUGGGGGAGAUGGAACUCCUGCGAGGCCGUGUACAUCUACCGCUUGCAGAGCAGCCGAUCGGCGAUGAUACUUCAAUCAGCGAUGUAGCAUACUGUCCACAAGAGCCCUGGAUAAUGAACCAGACUAUUCGAGCUAAUAUCUUGUUUGGGCUGCACUUCCAAAGUCACCGUUACAAGAUGGUCCUUGAUGCUGUGGCCCUAAGCCGCGACCUCGCGGUAUUUGAGAACGGCGAUCUUGCUAUUGCGGGUCCCUUGAUGGAAGGCAGAACAUGUAUUCUUGCGACACAUCAUUCUCAACUUGUUCUCCCUUAUUGCGACUAUGCGGUCUUCCUGGAGAAUGGCAUCGUAAAGCGGCAAGGAACUGCUUCAGAGCUUAUGCAAUUAGAUUUCACUGGGGAGAACACGCUGGCUGUAAUAGCGAAACACGGGUUCAGGCCGAUAGACUUUACACAUCACCCACAAAUAGUUGCAUCUCCUUUACUUUCGCUCGGAGCCUCUGAAACAGACUCGUCAGACAGCUGGAUUGGAAAUAUAAAUGUAGUCUCAGAGACUAAAGAUGAAUCGAUAUACAGCGAAGAUCAGAUGACAGGAGCUGUUUCUCUGUCUGUGAUAAGAGUCUACCUCAAAUCUAUGGGGGGGCGGUGGUUUUGGGCAGUUGUGUUCUUUGCAUUUGGUCUUCAGCAAAUUACAUCUCUCGGAACAAACCUCUGGAUCAAGGUAUGGGCUCACGAGUUCGACGAGGCAGAGGAAACGUCACCAAUGUCUCAUGUGAAAUCUGUUUACUACCUUGCAGUGUAUGGUCUCAUCUGCGUGGCAUACGUACUUGUCUCAUUUGUUCGCGAUCUCACGACAUUCUCUGGAGCACUCAAAGCCUCAGCUCAAAUAUUCGACCGCUUACUAGACUCAAUUAUUCAUGCGCCCCUAAUAUUCUUUGACAAGAUUCCGUUUGGUCAAAUCACGAAUCGUUUCUCCAGAGAUGUGGAAGCAGUUGACCAAGAAGUGGCUCCUCACUCGAUGAGCACAUUUUUUACAUUCUGUUCGCUGAGCACAGUUAUUAUACUAAUUUCUAUUACGAUACCUCUAUUUAUUCCCGCAGCAGUCAUAAUUUGCUUGGCCUAUUAUAUCAUCACUCUUAUAUACAUCAACAGUGCACGGGAUCUGAAAAGAAUUGAGUCUGUUCAAAGAUCUCCACUGUAUCAGCACUUUGGAGAGGCACUUGCGGGAUAUGUCAGCGUGCGUGCGUAUGGACACGCAAAUCGAUUUACAGAAGAAAAUCACGUCUUCAUCGACGGAUACAAUCAACCUUACGUUCUGAAUUGGGCGGCUAAAGAAUGGCUGACAUUACGCAUCGCUUCUCUGAGCGCUCUAAUUUCUUGGCUCACAGGAACUUUCUUGCUUUGGGGUUUGGGUAGAGGAACUGUGAAUGCAGGGAUUGCUGGCCUUGUACUCACUUACGCUGCCACUUUCAGUGAUAAUGUGCUUUGGUUUGUCCAAUUAUAUGCGAUAGUUCAGCAGAGCUUUAACUCAGUCGAGCGGAUUGUGGAAUACACAGAGAUCAAGCGUGAGCCGAGUGAACCACUCGAGCCAUCGUCCUACGACCUGUCACCACAGUGGCCUAUCCACGGCCAUGUGCGUUUCCAAGGAUAUACUGCACGGUAUGCUCCGGAGCUCAGUCCAGCUCUGUUUGAUUUAAAUCUCGAUAUGCAUGGUGGACAACGAGUAGCGGUGGUCGGGCGUACCGGGGCGGGCAAAAGUACAUUGGCGCUGGCCCUUAUUCGAGCAGUGGAAGCUGACACCGGCCGCAUCACGAUUGAUGGCAUAAGUAUUGCCUCAGUGAACUUGGUGCGUUUACGACGCGCAGUAACUGUGGUACCACAAGAUCCUACUCUUUUUGGAGGCAGCUUGCGCCAUAAUCUGGAUCCGUUGAACCAUUAUUCGGACGAUGAUAUUCAUGAUGUGCUACGAAGGUUACAGUUCUUCCAAUCUCUACCCUCUGGAGAUCUAGACCAUCCGGCUGCGGCCUUAUCAAUGGGCCAACGCCAAUUGGUUUGCAUCGCGCGGGCACUGCUCCGUCGCUCUCGGAUUCUCAUUCUCGAUGAAGCCACGGCAUCCAUUGAUCAUGCCACGGAUGCUUUGAUCCAGGCAGGGCUGCGAUCUAGUAUUGCGGAUGGAAUAACUGUUUUAACCAUCGCCCAUCGCCUCCUGACUAUUGCAGAUUAUGAUCGUGUGAUGGUCUUGGAUUCUGGUCGGAUUGUAGAACAGGGAUCCGUCGCUGAGCUUUUCCAAAAGCGAGGCGAUGGUGCCUUCUUUCGGCAACUAUGCGAGCAAUCAGGGGAUUUGGCUCACAUUGAGCGAAUUGUACGGGGCUUAUGA
Messenger RNA from Trichoderma breve, 3834 nucleotides. Its product is annotated as ABC transporter domain-containing protein. Lineage: Eukaryota; Fungi; Ascomycota; Sordariomycetes; Hypocreales; Hypocreaceae. The transcript has 5 exons. The record is from RefSeq and is a predicted model, not a curated record. Gene Ontology annotation, biological process: transmembrane transport. Gene Ontology annotation, cellular component: fungal-type vacuole; fungal-type vacuole membrane. Gene Ontology annotation, molecular function: ABC-type peptide transporter activity; ATP binding; ATP hydrolysis activity. The coding region runs from base 1 to 3834 and encodes 1277 amino acids.